Molecule: messenger RNA, 4301 nt
Organism: Drosophila hydei
Lineage: Eukaryota; Metazoa; Arthropoda; Insecta; Diptera; Drosophilidae
Gene: gogo
Exons: 10
Coding region: 314-4285 (1323 amino acids)
Cellular component (GO): cell periphery
Source: RefSeq, a predicted model, not a curated record
GUCUCUGGACUGUCAGCUAGAUUGCAGCAUGGAUGUUCUAUAGACAGAAAAAUGCUAAGCCCAAUACCGUUGGCAUUAUGCUCUAAUGGAAAGUCACUAAUCGUCCAGCAACAGCAACCACACUCUGAACAAUAAAUAACAGAGUUGAGCGUACCCUGCCACGCCCACUGGCUGGGUGGGUGCAUGGCAAGGCGCUCAACUGAGCCCCACACAACAACAAUAACAAUAACGUUAACGGCUCAAUUCGUCAUACCCCCAGUACGCCAUCUAUCGGCAAAUAGCAGAAGUAGCACCCGAGUCGUCUCCGGCGACAAUGGCUCGAAGGAAGCGCACAAGAAGGAAAAUGCCAACGAAUCGAAAGCGGAAGAAGACAGUUGGCAUGUCAGCAUCAGCAUCAGCAUCAGCAUCAGCAUCUGGCCACGAAUCAGUAGUCAAGUGGAAGAUUAUGAUAUCAUCAAUAAUAUUUCUGCUAUUCUGCUGCUCAAGUCACGUGCUGGCGGUGCGCAGGGGUCGCCUGAUGUCCCCGAGCACAUUCACUGCACUCAGCGGCGACCUGCAUGUGCAGAUCCAGUUCAGCGGAGACGAGGAGCAGCAGCAGCAGCAGCAGCAGCACGGACAAAGGACCAAUACAACACAGCUUCAGCCUCAAUAUCAAAACAAUAUAACAGACGGCAAUGUUGACGCCCACUUAAACACUGACAGCAGCACAGGAUUGGGAGCGGGCAUGGGCGUGGGCGUGGGCCUGAAAGAGGCGCAGGGCAUGGUGAACACCAUAAUGAGCACUUUAGUCAUUAGCAAAAUCGUUAAUGAUGCUGCGACGGCUGAGGGGGAGACGAACAACAGGACGAACAACAGCACCAGCCAAUUUGUGCUGCAGCGCAGGCGCAAGGAGAUCGUGCAAAAUAUUCCAGUCUUUCCGGAUCCGAGGCAGAACAUCACCCAAGUGACGGUGCCGUGCCAGACGUUUGUGCGCGGCGGCCUCUACGAGAUGCAGGUGGUCAGAAAUCUGAAGACGACGGUCAAUCGCAGCGAUCCAGUUCCAUUGACGACGACAACAUUGAUGCCAGCUCAGGAUGAGCGACUGCUACAGACGCUGGACGUGCGAUGGCCCAGUGCCGAAAUGUUGGUCAGCCCAGUGACGCUGCGCACCUAUCCCAAGGCGCCUGUCAAGGUCACGUUGCGCUUCCCGGAGGUCAACUGCGAGCGGGCGCAGCAUGGAGCAGAGCCCUUGCUGCCAGAGUUCUGGCUGGAGCUGGUCUACUGUGGCAAGGAGCGCACGUGCUCCUAUAAUCUAGCCAACGUGUCCAAGUCGAGCGUGCUCUUUGCAGAGCAAGUGCAUGGCUUUCCCAAGUUGAAGACGCUGGAGUUGGGCUGCGAGCUGUUCGGCCUGGCUGGCAACUAUGCUGUCCAGCUGCGGCCCAUGAUUCCGGCCUUGAAUGUGCCCACCACGCGGCGUUUGCUCAGCGUUGAUUGGAGCGAUGAGUUUGUCUUCAAUGUCUAUGCGCGCAGCAUCUUUCCCUGCGAUCCGCAUACCGGCGUGGGCGUGCUCUACGAGUAUCCCGGCUGCAUACUGGAGCAGGGUGAUCGGGUGCGUCUCUAUGCCAAGCUGCGUGCGGAUGUGGCCUCCCUGAAGCCGCCCACCUCGCUGCACUACGUCGCCGAGCAGCGGGUCGUCAAGAGCCAGCACUCACUGUACUUCAGCUGCGAUCUGUUCUCGGAGAAAUACGUGGAGUACUGCUUCGUCUAUGUCAGCCAGGCCAUAUCCGGAGCCGUUGCGGACGUGCGCAUGGACUGUGUGCCCACGCUACCUGUCAGCGAUUCCGACACUGGUGGCUGGGGUGCUUGGAGUGAGUGGACGCCGUGCUCUACCAACUGCUUGGGCGGCACUCGCAAUCGCUAUCGAUUCUGUGAUUCGCCGCCGCCGCGUUACGGUGCCAAGUUCUGCGAGGGGCGAUCUGUGGAAACGGAGAAGUGUAAUAAGAGCAUUGCAGAUACUUGGGAUUGCAUCUAUGAGACGAGCGGCAGCAUUCUGUCCAAGUCAAAUGUCACCGAGGUUAAUCAAGAAAUUGGUCCUGGCUGUCGCUGUGGCUGUAUUGUGCAUCUGGGCUCAUCGAAGCCCAAGCGUAUUAUUGCUGGAGCUACGCAAAGCUGUCCUGGUCGUUCCUUUUGGCUAAUACAGGUUGAUGGCGAGGAAACCAUUUCAAUGCAACUCAGCUUUUUGCGGCUGCCGUGUGCCACGCAGUACAUAAAGGUGCGCGAUGGACCCUCGCUGUCCUCCACGUUGCUGGUGGAGCUCAAUGGAGACGGCGCCACAGUGGGCGGCAUCCGGCGACCCUCUGCUGAAGACGCCAAUCAUGUUGGCCUUCCGCUAACUGUUGAGUCGAGCGGAGCGCAACUGCUGGUAGAAUUCUUUUCAGGCGACGUGAAUGCAAAUGGAACAUCGAGUGCUGGCUAUGAUGCUGCAUUGUGCACCGGGGGUUUUAUGGCCAACGUCAAGCCUUUAGUGGGCAGAAAUAGUAGCACUAUUACCACAGUUCUGGCCGCCACACGCCUGUCUGCCAAAAGUCGCACGAAUUUGCAAAACAAAUCACUGGCCAGGAUACGUUUCACUCUAGUUCAUCUGAGUGCCAUGGUCUUUGCCACCAUUAUCAUCAUAAUAAGCGCGCUUUUAGGUGCUCAAUAUGUAGUGCGGUAUCGAAAAUAUCAUUUGGCUGUGGCACGUCGACAGGAUGAAGGUUCACACUUGCACACACCACGAGCAUCGUUAAGCUCGCUGCACGACCCGCCAUCACGUGCCAUUUCAACGACCACCCUGCUCUCCGAGGUAAUUUAUCUAGUGAAAUUGCGGCCCAAACAUCAACUACGGCAUUCCAUACUACGUGAAAGCGCUGAUGUGGAGAACGUGACCCAUGAAACGGAGUUCAAAGAAGACGAGCAAAUGGUCAAGGGCGAGGAAGUGCCGGUAGCAUUUGGUAGUACUGCUUCCUUGAUGACUUUACGGAAUGAACACGCAUCGUUGACGUCCCUGUCGCCGGCGACUGAUAGUCGUAGUCCAGUUGGUUCCCCGUCAUCUGGCGAGCCGGAACUGCAGCUGCAACACCUGAAUGAAGGUGAAAAAUCCACUACGACGCAUACAACUGCGGAGCCGCUGAGCUGCAAGGACAGUGCCAAGGACUCGGAGUCCAUUAUUUCUUCAGGCAUGAGCUCCCUGUGUAAUAGCCCACCUCUAAACAGCCACAGGCUGAGCAAGUAUUCCGAUCGCUACGACGCAGUUACUCUGAAGCUACUGAGCACCCGCCUGGACGAAAGUCUGCGAGAUGCCGCUUCUCUGAACUCUAAUUCCGGUUCGCUGUGUCUGGGUCGCAUGGGAUCGCGCAGCGUUAGCGCCUCCCUAACCAAUGGCUGCUACUCUCCGGCAGCGAGCGUGGUUAGCACAGCUACCAUACGCACAACCAGCAAUCCGAAGGAGUCCAAGGAGAAACAGAACCGCAAGAAACUAUUGGCGCGACCUGGUUCCGAAUUCUCGCUUGGUAAUCAAGAGGAGCUUGAGAUGGACUAUUAUGAUUACAAUGUAAUCAAUGCGGGUGCCGCACCUGGCUCUUACCUAGGCAUGGACCCAGCCUACUGCAUUUGGAUACCGCCGUUUGAGGAGACGCCUGAGCGAGAGGAUGAGGACAAAACGCCCGAACCUACGUCAGGGGCCGAUGAAGCGAAUCCAGCGUUUGAUGAAAUUCAAAUGCCCAAAUAUGGCCACUAUCUGUGUCCAGGCAGCAAGUCCACAACGACGGAUAACACGCCCAGCUCGGAAGAACGUUCCUUGCCCAGUAGUCAACAUCAGUCCAAGGCCACCUCUCCCAACGAGGCGACCCAGCGCAGCACGCCCACCAAGCAGCCAACUCCAUAUAUGUCUCGCAAGCAACGCCGCCAAGCCAGGCAACAGUUCAGGCUGAACGCAGCGAACUCCGGCAACGAAUCCGACUCAGGAACCCUGCGGCCUAGACAAGCCGGCAAACCCGAAUCGGAAAUUGCUGCAGUGCAUCAGAGUGUAAUCAAGAUGGAAAGCCACUUAGACUCCGACCAAUCAAUGACUGGAUCAUACGUGGAAAAGGAGACGCUUGUGGAGAAGUCGUCACGUGACCUGCAGGAGUACCUACACCUGGAUGACAUCCAAUUCGCCGACGAAAGUGGCAGUGAUUACGAGGCAGCCAAUCUCAAGAAUCAGGCUGCAAACAAAACCCUAUUGGAUAAUGCAAAUAGAACGAAAUCGAGAGAGGCUGCCGUAUAAGAGGUGGCUGCUUAGU